UGCUGAACGCUGCCGGGUCACGUGCUUCGUGACAGCAGCAGCAGCAGCAUCGAGAGACUCAGACCGGUGGAGGAACCGACGGAAGGUGUGACUGCAGCCUGUGGGCGAGCCUCUUCUCCGGCAGGUGGGCACCAUGAACUACGUGGGGCAGCUGGCGGGCCAGGUGCUGGUGACGGUGAAGGAGCUGUACAAGGGGCUCAACCAGGCCACCCUGUCGGGCUGCAUCGAUGUGGUCGUGGUCCGACAGCCUGACGGGACCUUCCAGUGCUCCCCGUUCCACGUCCGCUUUGGAAAACUGGGAGUGCUGCGCUCCAGGGAGAAAGUAAUUGACAUAGAGAUCAAUGGGGAACCCGUAGAGCUGCACAUGAAGCUCGGAGACAAUGGAGAGGCCUUUUUCGUCCAGGAGACAGAGCAGCACAACGAGAUUGUUCCAGCCCACCUGAUGACUUCACCCAUCCCCACAGAGGAGGCUCUGUUCAGGAGCAGAGAGCCCAGAUGUGGCGGCUCUGCGUCGGAGAGCAGUCAGCCUCCGAGUCCAGAAGACCCGUCCUCUGGAAACCUCCAAACCUGCUGCUCCAACACGGCCGGCAAGAAGAAGAGGAGACGCAGAAAAAAGCACAAGGCCGAGCCACGCAAGGAGGAGCAAACCACACCUGCAGGCGGGGAGCCGGAGAUGUGCGAGCUCAGUUCAGACGAGGAGCACAAUGGGCACAAUGGACGGGCUUCUGCACUCCCCAUGAUGAAGGACCAUAAGGACCACAGGCAACAUUCCCCCCUGACAACCCUCGAAUGGGACAGCUACCCGUUCUCUGAUGGAGACUGGUCCCCUUGCACAGUCAGGGAGAUGUCAGAGUCCAUGUCGCCCAAGAGCGACUCUGAGCUGAUGGUGAAGCCUGCAGAGAGCAUGCUCAGGGCCGAGUCCCACAUGCAGUGGACCUGGGGGGAGUUUCCAGAGUCCACCAGGGUCAACAAAAAGGAUAAAUCGGAGCCAAAGAUGUUGACCAUCGCUCCCUCUGAGAACACACAUUUCAGGGUUAUCUUGAGCACAGAAGCCAUGGAGGAGAGGGAAGGAGAGAGAACCACAGAUCUCCUUUGCAGUAUUAUAAAGCCAGAGCCGCGGAUCCUUCAUGAUCGGUGCAUCUGCACCCCGCAGCCCCCCGAAGCUCUGUCGACCGACACAGACAUUACCAAGCACGAGCCAGACCUUUCAGAUUUAAGGUCCAUCGGUUUGACCUCCGAGCCAUGUCCCGCUAACGCUGACCUCGGCCCAAAUACCCCACCCACGACAAGGUGGAAGUCUUCUCCGCCCAGCAGGAGGGACAGCGGAGACUCAGCAGCCGCUGGUCCCGACGCCUCCUCGAAACCCAGCGACUCCCCCGUCAAGAACAGAGGCGUGAGAAAGAGGAGCCAACAUCAGGGGCCUGAAGAUAUUUACCUGGAUGACCUGAAUGCACUCGAACCCGAAGUUGUUGCCCGGUACUUCCCAAAAAGUGAUUCGGACCAGGUUCCUAAACACUGGGUCGAGGUGGGGAGGGGCUCUGGAUCCCAGUCUCCCCAGUCUGUCUCAGACAGCGGCACCGAGUGUCUGUCUGACUCAGCCGGUGACCUCCCUGACGUCAGGCUGUCCCUGUGUGGAGGCGUUGGGGAGAACUCGGAGAUCCCUAAAGAGAAAUUCAUGGAGCACAUCAUCACCUACAAUGAAUUUGCAGAGAAUCCAGCAAUAAUCGACAAUCCCAAUUUGGUGGUUAGAAUUGCAAACAGAUAUUACAACUGGACUCUGGCAGCACCGUUGAUACUUAGCAUGCAGGCUUUCCAGAAGAACCUGCCGAAGGCUACAGAGGAGUCCUGGGUGAAAGAGAAAAUGCCCAAAAGGUCUGGACGCUGGUGGUUCUGGAGGAAGAGCAGUGUAAAGCAGUUAUCGUCAGAGACCAAGUUAGAGACACAGGAGUCUCUGCCCCUUCACGAGGCCCCAGAAACACUGCAGAAAGCAGCAGAGUGGUCCAGUGACGACGAGACUAAAGAGCUGAGCUCUGUGGCACCUGCUCCCACACCUACUGAGCAUGUGCAGCCAGGAGGCCCGGCACCGGCAACGGCUCCGGCACUUCACUCCUACAAGAAGUCCCUCCGCCUGUCGUCUGACCAGAUAGCCAGCCUGAAGCUGAGGGAGGGGCCGAAUGACGUCACCUUCAGUAUCACCACUCAGUACCAGGGGACGUGCCGCUGCGAGGGCACCGUCUACCUGUGGAACUGGGACGACGAGGUCAUAAUCUCUGACAUCGACGGCACCAUCACCAAAUCAGACGUGUUCGGUCAGAUUCUCCCUCAGCUCGGGAAAGACUGGACUCAUCAAGGCAUCGCGAAGCUUUACCACUCUGUGCACGAGAACGGCUACAAGUUCCUGUACUGUUCGGCCCGAGCAAUCGGCAUGGCUGACAUGACCCGAGGAUAUCUGCACUGGGUGAACGACAGAGGGACUCUGCUGCCUCGAGGACCCCUCAUGCUCUCUCCCAGCAGCCUCUUUUCUGCCUUCCACAGAGAGGUCAUAGAAAAAAAGCCUGAGAAGUUCAAGAUCGAAUGCCUCACGGACAUCAAGAACCUGUUCUUCCCAAACUCGCACCCCUUCUACGCCGCCUUCGGGAACAGAGAGAGUGACGUGUUUGCCUACAAGCAAGUGGGCGUGCCCGUGUGCCGGAUAUUCACGGUGAACCCCAGAGGGGAGUUGAUCCUCGAGCAAGCCAAAGGCAACAAGACAUCAUACAGCCGUCUGAGCGAGCUGGUGGAGCACGUCUUCCCUCUGCGAGGCUCACAACACAACGCCACCUUCAGCUGCCCCGAGUUCAGCUCCUUCUGUUACUGGAGACAGCCGAUCGCUGAGGUGCGUUUGGAGUCGCUGCUUUGACUGCUGCUGAUGAACAGUUAAUGACUUGAUGAACAGUUAAUGACUUGAUGAACAGUUAAUGACUUGAACGUAACUCAGAGCAGUACUGACUGGAUGCACUGGCUUAUAACGUCCAUACGGUUUUGUAAUUUUCAAAUUUUGUGUAGCUUUUAAUCUUGGGAAAAUUCCCAUCAUGCAUUAUAGUAUAAACUUAUGUAUUCCGCAUGCAUGAGCUACACAGUUAAGAGGUGUAUUUGAAGGCGCCGUCGGCUUUUUGGCACAAACGAAAGCCAAAGUAUGACGAUGGCCCUUAACAUUUGAGUGUUUUUGUUACAGUGCUUUUGAAAAUACAUUCCCUAAGCACACUAUUAGGCACUGGAGGUGUUAAAAGUGGCCACUGGCUCAAUAUGAAACAGAAAUACUGACUGAAACUAUACUGAGCGGACAUAAAAAAAUACAAUGCGAUAUGUAUUGCAGCAAUGUUUUCAUCCAUUUAAGGCCUUAUUCACUCAAAGCUUAAUUAUGUUGCACGAUUAUCCUAUAAAGAAGAAAAUGUGAAAUUAUUUGGCUCAUAGAUAAUAAUUGCUUAACUGCAGUUUAAAGAAAAAAGCACUUUGUGUACUGUAAAUACUGCUGCUAUUAAGUAUUAAGUAUUUUUCCAAAAUCAGGAUUUAGCUAGACUGACGGUAAAUAUUUGGUAUUAAUUAAUCUUUGCAAGACUUGUUUUGAUUUUGCCAGUGAAAACUACCGUAUAUUAAUGUUAUACGUCUUUUUGUUUUUAUCCUUUUCAUGCUCAAUAACAGCUGUAAGUACAAUGUAAUGCCUUCUUUCUAUGAAAGUGAUGAUUUGUUAGACAGUGAGAGGUGAGCUCAGGAAACUUGAAUUAUUAAGUCAUUUAGAUUUGAAAGUAUGAACUCUGUACACAUUAUAUUUACUAUAUGUAUUGUAUUAAUACUGUUUAAUAAAGUUUGAUGAUGCUUUAA
This is a messenger RNA of Cyclopterus lumpus (lumpfish), 3861 nucleotides long. Its product is annotated as phosphatidate phosphatase LPIN2-like. The transcript is spliced from 20 exons. NCBI's taxonomy places the organism in Eukaryota, Metazoa, Chordata, Actinopteri, Perciformes, Cyclopteridae. Gene Ontology annotation, biological process: positive regulation of transcription by RNA polymerase II; cellular response to insulin stimulus; fatty acid catabolic process. The record is from RefSeq and is a predicted model, not a curated record. Gene Ontology annotation, cellular component: cytosol; endoplasmic reticulum membrane; nucleus. The coding region runs from base 134 to 2899 and encodes 921 amino acids. Gene Ontology annotation, molecular function: transcription coactivator activity; phosphatidate phosphatase activity.